AUGUCCACCGCAGAGACUCUCACGCCCACCAACGGAAAGGCACCCGCACAACCGAUCGAUCAUGCCCAUGCCCACGCCUCGCGCCUGGUGAACGUACAGCCCGCUCGUCUGGCGGACCUGCAGCCAAGAUAUGCCCAGAGACUCGAGCAUGAUGAAGAAAACCCAGAAGCGCACGGGUGGUACGCCGGAUUAAUCCACGGUCUCGGAGAAUGUAUUGGAUUCCUCGGUGCGAUUCCGUGCUGCAUCUGCUGCCCCAACCCAUACAAGCCCGUUGCCCAGGGCGAAGUUGGUCUCGUGUCCAAGUUCGGACGCUUCGAGCGGGCCGUCGAUCCUGGUCUUGUCAAGGUCAACCCUCUGAGUGAGCAUCUUACCGCCGUCGAUGUCAAAAUCCAGAUCGUCGAGGUGCCCCGCCAGGUCUGUAUGACGAAGGACAAUGUCACCCUCAACCUGACCUCGGUCAUCUACUACCAAAUUAUCUCCCCCCACAAAGCUGCCUUUGGCAUCACCAAUGUCCGACAAGCCCUCGUGGAGCGCACUCAGACCACCCUCCGCCAUGUCAUCGGUGCGCGGGUCCUACAGGACGUGAUUGAGCGUCGGGAGGAAAUCGCGCAGUCGACAUCGGAGAUCAUCGAGGACGUCGCGGCCGGAUGGGGUGUCCAGGUCGAGUCUAUGCUUAUCAAGGAUAUCAUCUUCAGCAACGACCUGCAGGAUUCGCUCUCGAUGGCCGCUCAGUCCAAGCGGAUCGGUGAAAGCAAGGUCAUUGCUGCUCGCGCCGAGGUAGAGUCCGCCAAAUUGAUGCGCCAGGCCGCCGAUAUUCUUUCUUCCGCUCCUGCCAUGCAAAUUCGAUACCUCGAGGCGAUGCAGUCCAUGGCCAAGACUGCCAACAGCAAGGUGAUCUUUUUGCCUGCUAUGAACCAGACUGUCCAACAGCAGCUUGCAGCGGCGGAGAACGCCGGCGAGGGCCCGAGCCGAUACGGAUCUGGCAGCCAGGUAGAUGAGGGAUUCCAGCGCGCGAUGAACGCUCGUGUGGUUGAGGACAUCUGA
Aspergillus terreus NIH2624 is the source of this 1044-nucleotide messenger RNA. Its product is annotated as slipin family protein. Gene Ontology annotation, cellular component: plasma membrane. NCBI's taxonomy places the organism in Eukaryota, Fungi, Ascomycota, Eurotiomycetes, Eurotiales, Aspergillaceae. The transcript is spliced from 3 exons. Bases 1 to 1044 code for a protein of 347 amino acids. The record is from RefSeq and is a predicted model, not a curated record.